GAUCUAGGGGGCGGGACAGAGACCCAGCCCCCGCCCAGCCCCCGCCCCCAUCUGUGGGACCCGGUCGCUCUCAGCUGACGGUGCACUUCACGUGACGCUGGAGCAGAGAGAACAUGGCUGCUACCACUGGCCCUUCCUUCUGGCUGGGGAAUGAGACCCUGAAGGUGCCGCUGGCACUCUUCGCCCUGAACAGACAGCGUCUGUGUGAGCGUCUGCGGAAGAACCCAGCCUACGCGGUCGGCGCUGUGGUGCUACUGCAGGGCGGGGAGGAGACACAGCGCUACUGCACGGACACCGGGGUCCUCUUCCGUCAGGAGUCCUUCUUCCACUGGGCGUUUGGUGUCACUGAGCCAGGCUGCUAUGGCGUGAUUGAUGUUGACACUGGCAAGGCUACUCUGUUUGUGCCCAAGCUUCCUGCCAGUCAUGCUACCUGGAUGGGAAAGAUCCACUCCAGGGAGCACUUCAAGGAGAAGUACGCCGUGGACGAUGUACAGUACGCAGAUGAGAUCGCUAGCAUCCUGAAGUCACGGAACCCCUCUGUCCUCCUCACUCUGCGUGGUGUCAACACGGACAGUGGCAGCAUCUGCAGGGAGGCAUCCUUCGAGGGCAUCAGCAAAUUCAAUGUCAACAACACUAUCCUUCAUCCAGAAAUCGUGGAGUGCCGAGUCUUUAAGACGGACAUGGAACUGGAGGUUUUGCGCUACACCAACAAAAUCUCCAGCGAGGCUCACCGGGAGGUAAUGAAGGCUGUGAAAGUGGGAAUGAAAGAGUACGAGAUGGAGAGCCUCUUCGAGCACUACUGCUACUCCCAGGGCGGCAUGCGCCACACCUCCUACACCUGCAUCUGCGGCAGUGGUGAGAACUCGGCAGUGCUGCACUAUGGACAUGCUGGGGCCCCCAAUGACCGGACCAUCCAGGAUGGAGACAUGUGCCUGUUUGACAUGGGCGGUGAGUAUUACUGCUUCUCCUCCGACAUCACAUGUUCCUUUCCCGCCAACGGCAAGUUCACCGCCGACCAGAAGGCUAUCUAUGAGGCCGUGCUACGCAGCUGCCGUGCCGUCAUGAGUGCCAUGAAGCCAGGCGUCUGGUGGCCAGACAUGCACCGCCUAGCCGACCGCAUCCACCUGGAGGAGCUGACCCGCCUGGGGGUCCUGAAUGGCAGCGUGGAUGCCAUGGUGCAGGCCCACCUGGGCGCCAUCUUCAUGCCGCACGGGCUCGGCCACUUUCUGGGCAUCGAUGUGCACGAUGUGGGCGGCUACCCUGAGGGCGUGGAGCGCAUCGACGAGCCCGGCCUGCGGAGCCUGCGCACCGCUCGCCACCUGGAGCCGGGCAUGGUGCUCACCGUGGAGCCAGGCAUCUACUUCAUCGACCACCUCCUGGACGAGGCCCUGGCCGACCCUGCCCGCGCCUGCUUCUUCAAUCAUGAUGUUCUGCAGCGCUUCCGAGGUUUUGGUGGGGUCCGCAUCGAGGAGGACGUCGCGGUGACCAACAGCGGCAUGGAGCUGCUCACCUGCGUGCCCCGCACCGUGGAGGAAAUCGAAGCCUGCAUGGCAGGCAGUGACAAGGCCUUUACCCCGUUCUCUGGCCCCAAGUAGAGUGGUCAGGAGUGCCUGGUGGAACAGAGGACCCCACCGUGUCCCCACUCUUCACUGUGGGCAGCCGCUGAUUGGUCUUCCUGUGCCGAGAGAUGGUGCUGAAACUCCCUCCCAGGCCAACAUCAGUGAUUGUUCAGGCCAGAUCAUACUUGUUUCCAGGGGGAACCCUUGCCCCUACUUUUUUCUAACCUUCCACAAGAUCACAACAGUUAAUCGGUUUUUCCUUUGCUCAACUGACAGUGACUUUUAGAAAUGCUGAGUGGAAAGUGUCUUGCUGCCGUUUGUAUUCUUUUGCUCAAGACACAUGCCUUUUCAGACCUUUCCUCUUCAAAAGCCAAUAAACAGAAUGGGAUUUUCA
Molecule: messenger RNA, 1953 nt
Organism: Erinaceus europaeus (western European hedgehog)
Lineage: Eukaryota; Metazoa; Chordata; Mammalia; Eulipotyphla; Erinaceidae
Gene: PEPD
Product: peptidase D
Exons: 15
Coding region: 114-1595 (493 amino acids)
Molecular function (GO): metalloaminopeptidase activity; manganese ion binding
Source: RefSeq, a predicted model, not a curated record